UUCGAUGGAAUUUUGAUUCCGGUGACCUGGAUGAAGUUGCCUGCUAUGUCAAAUGACACCUUAACUUAUGUCUAUUGCGAUACUGAAGCCGGUGACUUUUCAAAUGUUUUCAUUGAACGACGGGUAAGUUUUGGAAAACCUUUGCGUGAGCAGGGUUCGGUAGUUGCCACAGUGCACUUCCGAGGAAGAGAAAAAGAAAAGCGCGUGCUCACAGCCCGCCAUGAGGCAGAGGCAUUGAUCAAAAGAGUUGCUCUGCCUGACCUGUGUAGUGGAUGCGGCAUGAUACCUGUUGCGGGCAAGCAUACUUCAUACAAAAAUAGGUACUUUGCGGAGAAAUGCUUGCUGACCACUGAUGAAAAAGAGAAGUCAUGCUUCCACUGCAAAUAUUUACGGAGGCUCUCACAGAACAACAUGUACAGAAGAAAAAAGACGAACGAUGCUUGCCCUGACAAAACUAAAUACAAGAACCUUUCGCGUGCUUUGAGAAGAACAAAGAAGAGCCUGGGCAAUGCUCAGCAGCAAGUGACUCAAAUGAAGGAGCAAAACAGUGCACUUAGCGAAGAAGCUCUAGAGGCAAAAAUUCAGUCGCUCCCGAAGAAGCAGCAGCUAGCUGUGAGAACUUGUUUCCGGGCUGCAAGACGAAAGUCUCUCAAAGGCAUGACCUAUGAUGAUGAGUGGGUUGUUGAAUGCUUGCUCAUGGGGAUGCGAAGCCCGAAGCUCUACGAGCAUCUCCGGAAGCAAAGUAUUAUGAUUCGGCCUGGGCGAAGUUACUUGCAGAAAUAUCUACAACGAUUCAAGGGUGGCUUUGGUCUCAACAGCAAAGUUUUUGCGGCAUUAAGUGAAAAGACGAAAAGCAUGGACACCUUCAGUCGUCAUGAGGGCCUGCUUUUGGACGAGAUUAAGCUCUCGGAACAUCUAAAUGUGAAGGCAGCCGGUUACAUUGAAGGCUUCGUGGAUCUUGGGGACUACACAAACAGUAACUACAAGGGUGUGCUUGCAGACCACGGGAUGGUUGUGCUGUUUCAACCCUACACCGGUAAUUGGACACAAAUACUUGGCGUUUUUGCCUCGAAAGGCAAUGUUCAAACAGCUACGCUUGCAAAAAUCAUAGUAGAGUGCACCGUCCUGGCUGAACGAGCGGGCUUGUAUGUUGACUCCGUGACCUGUGACGGGGCCAGCUGGAAUCACAGCAUGUGGCGGAUCUUUGGCAUACAUGGUGAGCAAAUUAUUAAUUUCACUCACUUAGCAUUGUCGGCCUGUGUGUAG
Molecule: messenger RNA, 1266 nt
Organism: Rhipicephalus microplus (southern cattle tick)
Lineage: Eukaryota; Metazoa; Arthropoda; Arachnida; Ixodida; Ixodidae
Source: RefSeq, a predicted model, not a curated record